Messenger RNA from Mauremys reevesii (Reeves's turtle), 5917 nucleotides. RefSeq names its product trafficking protein particle complex subunit 9 (gene TRAPPC9). Gene Ontology annotation, cellular component: trans-Golgi network. Lineage: Eukaryota; Metazoa; Chordata; Testudines; Geoemydidae. The transcript is spliced from 24 exons. The coding region runs from base 279 to 3737 and encodes 1152 amino acids. The record is from RefSeq and is a predicted model, not a curated record.
GGAGCAACGGCACGGGGAAGACAGCGAAAGACUCGGGGCCGGUAGGCGCAUGCGCCGUUUUGCCGCUCUCACGGGCCGGUCGAGGCGCUGGGCUGCCGUUGGCGUCAGUUCCGCUCCUCCCCCAUUUCUGUGAGCCGGGCUGGAGGAGGAGUCGGAGUCGGUUCCUGGUGUGGUUAAAUAUAAAACUGUAAUGGCAGAAUGGGGGAAAUGCAAAACAUGUGUAAGUAGUGCCAUUCUUUUGCAGCAGAGACAGCAUUUUAGACUAUAAUUGAUGCAAAAUGAGUGUUCCUGACUACAUGCAGUGUGCUGAGGACCAUCAAACUCUCCUGGUUGUGGUCCAGCCAGUUGGGAUUGUCCCUGAAGAAAACUUUUUUAGGAUCUACAAACGAAUUUCAACCGUGAGUCAGAUUAAUGUCCGUGACUCCCAGCGUGUGCUAUAUAUCCGCUAUAGACAUCACUACCCUCCAGAAAACAAUGAAUGGGGGGAUUUUCAGACUCAUCGGAAAGUUGUGGGUCUCAUCAUCAUAACAGACUGUUCCUCUGCAAAGGAUUGGCCCCAAACUUUUGAAAAAUUCCACCUUCAGAAGGAAAUAUAUGGUUCUACACUCUAUGAUUCCCGAUUGUUUGUCUUUGGGCUUCAAGGAGAGGUUGCAGAACAGCCCCGCACAGAUGUGGCAUUUUAUCCUAGUUACGAUGAGUGUGAAACUGUGGAGAAGAGAAUAGAAGAUUUUAUUGAAUCUCUCUUCAUUGUACUGGAAUCCAAACGUCUUGACAGGGCCACUGAUAAAUCUGGUGACAAGAUCCCACUUCUGUGUGUCCCUUUUGAAAAAAAGGACUUUGUAGGUCUGGACACUGAUAGUAGACAUUAUAAGAAACGUUGUCAAGGUCGGAUGCGGAAACAUGUUGGUGAUCUGUGUCUACAAGCUGGGAUGUUGCAAGAUUCCUUGGUACAUUAUCAUAUGGCUGUGGAACUUCUGCGGUCUGUAAAUGACUUUUUGUGGCUUGGAGCUGCUCUUGAAGGUUUAUGCUCAGCAUCAGUUAUCUAUCACUACCCUGGUGGCACAGGAGGUAAAGCUGGGGCUCGUAGGGCACAAGGUAGUUCUCUUCCCGCUGAGGCAGGCAACAGACACCGACCAGGGGCACAAGAAGUUCUCAUUGACCCAGGUGCCCUCACUUCAAAUGGUAUCAAUGCAGAUACCAGUGCUGAAAUAGGACGUGCCAAGAACUGCCUUGGUCCUGAAGACAUCAUAGAUAAAUAUAAAGAGGCCAUUUCUUACUACAGCAAGUAUAAAAAUGCUGGUGUGAUUGAGUUGGAAGCCUGUGUGAAGGCAGUGAGAGUCCUAGCAAUACAGAAAAGAAGCAUGGAAGCUUCUGAGUUUCUUCAGAACGCAGUUUAUAUCAACCUUCGUCAGCUUUCUGAAGAAGAAAAAAUCCAGCGUUACAGCAUUCUCUCUGAAUUGUAUGAACGUAUUGGAUUUCACCGAAAGUCUGCGUUCUUCAAGCGUGUAGCAGCAAUGCAAUGUGUGGCACCUAGCAUAUCAGAGCCAGGUUGGCGGGCCUGCUACAAACUGCUUUUGGAGACGCUUCCUGGAUACAGUCUGUCUUUGGAUCCGAAGGACUUCAGCAAAGGAACUCAUAAAGGAUGGGCUGCAGUGCAAAUGCGUUUGCUUCAUGAGUUAGUGUAUGCUUCAAGAAGAAUGGGAAACCCUGCUCUUUCUGUCCGACACUUGUCCUUCCUUCUCCAAACCAUGUUGGAUUUUCUCUCUGAUCAAGAAAAGAAAGAUGUAACACAAAGCUUAGAAAACUAUACAUCAAAAUGUCCUGGGACGAUGGAGUUCAUCACACUUCCAGAAGGUUUGAGGUUACCCCCCGUGCCGUUCACCAAGCUGCCUAUUGUAAGAUCUGUGAAACUCUUGAAUCUCCCCAUCAGUCUUCGGCCACAGAAAAUGAAAAGUUUGUUGGGUCAGAACAUGUCAGCCAAAAGUCCCUUCAUAUACUCUCCAAUUAUUGCACACAAUCGUGGAGAAGAGCGAAGUAAGAAAAUAGACUUCCAGUGGGUCCAAGGAGAUGUAUGUGAAGUUCAGCUGAUGGUGUACAAUCCUAUGCCUUUUGAACUCAGAGUAGAAAACAUGGGUCUCCUGACAGCCGGAGUAGAAUUUGAAUCUCUCCCUGCAGCUUUUUCUCUACCUGCUGAAUCUGGCCUCUACCCAGUGACCCUUGUUGGUGUUCCUCAGACUACUGGGCAGAUCACUAUCAAUGGUUAUCAUACUUCAGUCUUUGGAGUCUUCAGUGAUUGUCUUCUGGAUAACCUGCCAGGAUUAAAGACAAAUGGCUGUGCAGUAGAAGUCAUUCCAGCUUUGCCAAGGCUGCAGAUCAGUACCUCUCUACCAAGGUCUGCUCACACACUGCAGCCUUCCUCAGGAGAUGAUAUUUCCACCAGUGUAUCUGUCCAGCUUUACAAUGGAGAGACCCAGCAACUUAUCAUUAAAUUAGAAAAUAUUGGAACAGAACCUCUGGAGAAGCUAGAGGUCACGGCAAAAACAAUCAACUCAAAAGAAAAGCUGUAUGGUGAGUUCCUGAGUUGGAAGCUAGAAGACACACUCUCUCAGUUUCCCCUAAAACCUGGGAAGAUUGCAACAUUUAAUGUAAACAUUAAAGUGAAGCUCGACUUCUCCUGUCAAGAAAACCUUCUGCAAGACCUCAGUGAUGAUGGAAUAAGUAUUAGUGGACUUCCGCUUUCCAGUCCUUUUCGACAGAUUGUCAAACCACGAGUAGACAGCAAACCUAUCAAUCCAACUGAAAGCGGCAAAGUUGGUGACUUCAGUCAUGUAAAGACACUGGAAGCCAUUCUGAAUUUCAAAUACUCUGGGGGACCAGGACAUGCUGAUGGCUAUUACAGGAACCUCUCCCUGGGCCUUCAUGUGGAAGUGGAGCCAUCUGUCUUCUUUACGCACGUCAGUACCCUUCCUGCAACAAGCACCCGACAAUGCCAUCUACUCCUUGAUGUCUUCAAUUCAACUGAACAUGAGCUGACUGUUAGUGCUAAAAACAAUGAAGACCUAGUUCUGCAUGCGGGGGAAUGUCAGCGUAUGGCUAUCCAGGUUGACAAGUUUAAUUUCGAGAGUUUCCCAGAUUCCCCUGGUGAAAGGAUACAGUUUGCAAACCCAAAGCAACUGGAAGAAGAGAGACAGCAGGCGAAAGGUCUGGAGAUCAACAGCAAGUUAGACGUUUGCUGGAAAAUUCCUUCUUUGAAGCGUGAAGGGGAAGCAAGUGUAGAAGGAGUUCUUAAUCAACUGGUCCUAGAGCAUCUGCAGUUGGCUCCUCUCCAGUGGGAUGUCUUGGUGGAUGGAAAGGUCUGUGACUGUGAUAUUGUAGUAGACUGCAAAGUCGGGGACCCCAUCGCAUUGGAGGUGAAGCUGACCAACUGGAGCAAACAUAGUGUGGGCCCAUUUGCUCUGACGGUGAUCCCAUACCAGGAUUACCAAAAUGGAGUGCACAACUAUGAGCUCCAUGAUGCCAUCACCUUCGUUGGAUCCAACACCUUUCACAUUGAUUCAGUGAAACCAACCAAAAAUGCUGUGUGCUUUGGAGCCCUGCUCUUUCUCUAUACAGGUGAUUUUUACUUGAACAUCAAGUUUCAUGAAGACAUCUCCAGCAGGGAGCUUCCUCUUUCUUGGUUCUGCCUGCCCAGUGUUCACAUUCGUGCUACGGAGCCUGUGAUCCAAACCAAACUGUAAAUGUACCAUAUGAUAUUGGAUUAGCCACAGUGCACAGAAACACUUGCCAUGUCCUCUGCUUGACCCCACUCUGUUUCUUUCCAACCCCAGCCCACAGGCCUUUCUUUAGAGGCACAGCUGAACCCUUUUAGAAUUGGCUGAGGUCAUUCGGGCAGCUGCCUUUGCUUAUUUGGAAAGGAGUGAUGGAAUAUAAUGUACUGGAUACCCCCCCCCCCAUUGCCUUCCAAAAAGCCUUUGGUAGCCACUAAGGGAAAAAUUCUUCUCUUCCUGAUAGCCAUGCCUCCCAAUUGAUAUCAGUGGAUUUGCAGGGGUGUAUGUGAAAGCUGAAUUUAGCCAUGAGCUUGAAGGUCGUAGCUCCAAUCUGAAUGAUACCUAAGGAUAUAUCGUCUGCACUUGAACAAGAGUUGUGUUUCUCCACUAAAUUCCCACCACCACCACACUGAAUACACCAUUUGGGACCUAUUUUCUCAGUCACAGUUUCUUCCUAUGCUUGUUUCUAAGCCCUUUGUUUGCUGGGUAUAUUGGUGUCUUUCUAACUCAGAAUAGAUGUAAGCCAUGCAAUAGCAGAACAGUUUUUUUUCUUUCUUUCCCACCAGAGUCUAAGGAACGCCGCAGCAGUAAUGCCUUUUAAUUUGUUACUUAUUGCAGGAAAUAGCGGUAAUUGUAUCUCCAGUUUUUCUUGAUAGAAUAGGCAUGAACCCAAAAAGAGCUCUCCGCCCCUCCUUGGUCACAGUGCAGUUACUUCCCUUUGUGCAGCAGUAAACAAGAAAAGAAGGAAAGCAAGACAGGUAGAAACAUUUCUAUUUUUUCCAGAAAGGAUUGAAGCCAAAUAUUUGCCUGCCUGUGGGUAACCUAUGAUGUCAGAGGGCCACAGGCCUAUUUCAUGGCAGUUGGGAGCCAUUUCAAGCAGUUGCAGGCCUCUUAAAAUGCCACCAAGAUGAAUCUGCUGAUAGUUUUUAAAGCUUUUCACAAGAAAUUGUUUCCAAACGUCUACUAAUCAGGAUUAGACAGGCCAGGCUAGACUAUGGUAUUUUCUUCUUUUCUUUGUCGAAUGAAUAAAAUAAAACAUUACAGAAUAACUGCUGCAAGGUACUUCACUGUGGCUGUAGCUGCCAAAUGUACUGUAAAUUUGCUUUACUGUGUUGUCUUUUACAUAGAAGCUUUGAAUAAAGAGACCGAGGCUUUCCCUAGGUGAAGCACUGAUGGUGUCUGAUCUGUACAUGAAUUUUUCUUUGCUGUGUGAGUCAUAUUUGUGUCUAAACAUGCAAAUAACCCAAUGCAUAUUUUAUUCAGAUAUGAUGGCUUUACAGCCCACUCCUACUGGCAAAAUUCUCAUUGUCUUCAGUAGAAACACAAUCCUGCCCAGGCUCAAUGGAAUGAUGAAUACUGCAGUUUUUGAAUGGCAAUAAUGCAAAAAAUAUUCCCACUUGAACGGUAGUUUCUAAGCAUGAGGGAACUUUUGCUACAGGCUAUAGUAUCUACAUUUCCAGUACAUUCAAGCAGCAGUGAUGCCGUUUGCGCCAACAUUUUGUUCACAACACAGUGAACAUUUGCUUUUGAGUUGGAGGAAACAUCUAUCUAGAGCUUUAGAAUUUCAGAGGAAAAGGUCUCUCAAGUUCAAAUGACUGUCUAAAAGGCUUAUUUGGAACGACAAAUUCUUCUGUCAGCUGCAAAGGGGUGCAAUGUCCUGUGACAGCAGAAAUAGUUCCACAGCUUUGUACUGCUCUUCUUAGGGCAGGAAAGCCUGACAGGGAAGAGCCUCUGAGUGACUCGAGCUUGGCACCUUCUUUACGGUGGCAGAGCUCCAUCGAACAGAGCUGUGCGGUGGGGCCAAAUUUGCUGCAUACCAUCGCCUGCCUGUCUAGGUGUUAAGGGAAGAAGUGAGGAGAGUGGGCAUUCAGUUUCUCCAGAAAGGCUUUGCUUUUCUUGCAUGCGCCCCUACUGCAUAAUGUGAUACAAUAAUAUUACUGUACCGCCACACUCUAAAUUGAGAUUAAUUCAGUAAUCCCCAAAAGAUAUUCUUCGUGCUACAGUUGCUGCUAGGAAUAAAGCUAACGCUUUAUGAGGACCACAUUUAUCUGGGUGUGAGACAAAAAUAUCGAUGGAUAGCCUAGCUCUGAGCCUGUUAAUGGAAGAUUCUCUCUCUCCGAGUAAAGGAUGUUGUACUGUGAAACCUGUAC